AUUUGGGACUUUUCUUUUUAUGGAGCCUGUUAAAAUAAACAUAUAUUGAAAUUAGUAAAGCAAUUUAGAUCAUGACUUCUAACAAUGAAUGGAUAACUACACCACAAAAAAGAAAUAGUUUAAAUAAGAAAAGUAGAGAAAAUCAAAUCAAAUCACUUCGUCAACUAGAAGAAUUAUUUGGUUCAAUUUAUGAGUCAGAUGUUCUAGAAUCAGUUGCAAAAUAUUAUAAUUGGAAAGUGGACUAUGCUGUCGAGGCCCUUGUAAAUUUAUCGUCAACUUAUGUACCUCAAUCCCAAUCGGCUGUCAAAAUCUCAAAGAAAACAGAGAAAUACACAGAUAGUUCAUGGAUAUCACAGAAGUCUUCUAACGUUGACAAUAUAGAAGAAAUGAUUGAUUCAAAAUUCCAAAAUACAAAAUAUAAUUUCAAAUUAUCAGAACAUGAAGUCCAAAAAAUAUGUAAGAAGAUGCCAAAGGUGAAGAAUCUCCUUCCUGAUAAAGAUGUUAAGCCUGAGCAACCCAGAAGUGAACCCAGUAUGAAGGUGGGUACUGAGUCUUUGUGUGGGUUAAAAGUACAAUAUCGAUUGAAAGGUACAGAGAAUUCGGAUGAUGAUGCUGAUGUUGUUAUUGAAGAGGAAUCUAGUGAUUACAUAAUUGACACUCCUGAGCCAGAGCAUGUCAACGUUUGCCAGUUCAUGUCCAUGCAUACUCAGUGUUCACCAAGAAACACAUUCCCAAAGGUGACGAUAAACACGCCGUCAUCAGCCAUGAGUCAGUGCUCAUCACCAUCUAUAUCAACACUCAUCGAAAGCCGUAUCGAAGCAGAUAUUAACAAGGGAUACAAAAUUCUAAUCAUUAUGCGUGGUGCACCAGGAAGUGGUAAAACAUGUCUCGCCCGGAGCAUCGUAACAAGAACAAUGGGCGGUGAUUACACUAAUCACAUCUUCAGUGCCGACGAUUACUUCUUGAAGAUAAACCGGGGCGUUUAUGUGUUCGAUUCGUCGAAGGUCCAGGAGGCCCACUAUUUCAAUUUUAAACGAGUGUUACAAGCCUUACAACAGGGAAGAAGUCCUAUUAUAGUUGACAAUACAAAUACCAGAGCUUGGGAAAUGCAGCAUUUUGCAUGCAUGGCGGUUCCAUAUGGCUACAUAGUGGAAACCUUGGAGCCGAAUACGCCUUGGUUUUUCGACGCGCGCGAGCUAGAACGACGUAAUACAUACGGCUUGACCAAAGCGAAAAUCCGUGUAUUCCUUGACCGCUAUGAGCCUAACAUAACUGGCAAACAUCUGCUAAAGAUGUUUUCGCUAAAGUAUCACAAAGACAAUCAGCCACCUCAAAUUCGCCAAAUACCACCUUUUCUAAUCGAGAAGCAGAUUGCCGUAGCACAACCGAAUCCAAAUGACUAUUAUUUCCACAAACCGACGGACAAUGAUCAAACUAAGCUGCUGAUAGACAAUGAGGCUUUGAACACGAUAGCCCAAAAGUACUCAAAGCCAAAGGCUGUCGCCAAAAAUACGAGGAAUAGCAACGCCAUAAGCGUCAUAAAAUCCUUCGACGAAUCGUGGACGGCAGGUAGCUCGUAUAAAGAGGAUAGCCUUCCGGAGAUAUCAAAACUUGGGGCUAUUGGUUCAGAGAGACGAGUGGCACAAGGCGCAUACCCACCAAAGCUUCAGGAUAACAAUAUCGAGCAGUCGCAGACGGAGUUGAAAGUAGAGAUGCUUACGGAAAUAACGACGGACGCUCCGGAAGAUUAUGGAGAUGUAGAGAGGAUGAUGCCCGAGACAAAGAAGGAUAGUACUGUAUCGAAUUGCUGGGAUUUUACGCUACUUCUCGAUGGCAGGCAGAUACAUAGUAAAUUUGAAAACACCGAUAGCAAUGAGAUAGCAGUAGUGAUUGACAAGCUGGUCGACAAAUCCAAUUUAAUGAACAGUUAUAUCGAAGACACGGAAGUAUCAUGCAUUCUAUCAGCGAAGCUUAAUGAUGAUUUUUUGUCUAUUGAGGAUCCUCGAACAUCUUCAGAACCUUCAUUGAUUAAUCUUACGGAAUUGAAUCUGGACACACAGCCCACAUUCGAAAAUUUUCAUAAGAUUCCGACGCCCGAUGUUCUUCAGGAAAUACCGACAUUAAUCGAUACCAGGAGUAACAGUCAUAGUAGCAGCUUAGAACGUGUCUCAGAUAUUGAUAUCUCGCAAUUUGAAAUAUGUAAUGCAGAGCUUGUUGAUGAAAUGAAAAAACCAAACGACAAAUUAAUAUGCGAACAUGAGAGUGCUGAAAAGCAGUCCAGCGGUGGCAGCUUGGGAUUACUCUUUAACUUCAUCAAAAAUUCCUUCAUCGGUAACGAUAAAGAAACGUAUAGUAAGCAGAUGCAGCCUGAUAACACUGACACGCCUGAGGUUUCUAUUUUCAAAUUUUCUUUUAUUGUUUCUAUUAGCUGUGACAAUCAACCGGAUAAUGUUUUGGGUAACGAGUCACCGAUAAAAAAGUCAUUCUCUCCGACGCUAUUGUUAGAACAAUCAUUAGACCUUAGCAAAGAUGAUGUGGAUAACAAUGAUUCGUUGCCUAUCGAUGUCACCGGCUCUGAUAAUUACUUCGAUGGCUCAUUAAUAAACGUCAGUCUAGACAACAGCAGCGAAUUUCUUGAGUCAUCCGAAAAUCCACAGAAGGAGAGUGUAAUAAAUAUCGUAGAAGAACUUCUAGAGGCCAGUUCGGACGUUCAACAUGUCGAACAGUUCGAUUUCCCGGACAAAAGAACGGCAACAAAAAGCGAGGAGCUUGAAAAAAAUUUCAACGAACGCAUGGAGAAUUUGCAUAUACGUACAAAAUCAGAUGAAGAUGAAAACAAAGUAUCAAAAGAACCAAUACAUUUAGUUUUUGGUGGCAAGAAUAUUUUCCCUGACAAAAUACAGACCCAGGCAAACAGCAAUGCUUUAUCAAAACCUUUCGUUCCUGACGUUGGUGGUGCCGGUGGUGGUGAUAACAGCAACGUUGCCAAUGUUUACCUUAUCAAUUGGCAUGAGUCACCAUUCCCAGUAGAUGAAGUCCCAUUAAUGACCACACUGGAGAUCACAGAUACUAAGCCGAAGCCGAGAACAUGCGAUCGCGAAACUUACACCGAUCCAUAUGACUUUAAUGUUGCCUACAUUGGUGGUACUGACGAUUAUAAAAUCCUACAAGCUGUUAACAGAAAUAUAAUUGAAACGAGUCGCCAUCUUUCAAGUGACGUAGAGGAGCCACCGAUGCAAAAGCUAGUACUACACAAGAGUACCAUGACGAAUACAACUACCCUAUUUAGAGGCCCCAUAUUCGAUUUAGAUACUGGCAUCAGUGAAGAAGACUACAGCGAAGAGCUUAUUGAACGUUUCUCGCAUCUACCCCGCACCUGUGUUCUUGACAUUUAUAAGAAUCUGUGCAAACAUGAUUAUAAUUGGGCUCUCGAUUAUCUCAGCAAUAUGGAUAUUAAUGAUAUAAACAUGUACAGCAUAGUAGAACAGGUAGAUGUUACUACAAAAGGCAAUGAAAUAACAGAUGAAAAUUCAAUUUCUCGGAAACACUUUGUAACGAAUGCAGCAGCAACUGUGACAAAGAAAGUAGCUCAUCCAAACAGCUCGGAGUCAUUAACCGAAACGUGUGAUGCUCCUCAACAACUAAACCAACAGUCACAUUCUCGUACCAAGCGCCAAAGGUAUAAGGCUUCAGACGACAUGCUCGCCCUCAAACAGCAACUGGAAAGCAAGUUUGUGAUGAACAAGGAGAGAUACACACCUCAUAUGUUACGCAUCGAUCUCAUGAAGAAGCACGAAUUGGACAAAUUAAAGAUGAAGAGUCCGGAAAAAGUAGAGGUAAAAAAGCCGUCACAUUUUGUCCAUAUGCCUAUGGCGGAGAAAGAGGAAGAGCAGCCAGUAGAAGACGAGGACAGUAUAGAGGAUGAGGUGGUUGAAGAGGAGAUGAUGGAAUUGCGGCUCGGUUAUGAUUUCAUACGUCUGUUGGAAUCGGUAUUUGGCAACGCAAAUUUCCAGGCACCCGAAGGACUUUUCCCCGUGAUCCAGAUACGCAAGUCUAUGGCUCAAGAGCUAUAUGCCUUGUGGAUCGAGAGUGUUCAACGACAGCUUUGGGCUAUGCAAGAACAAUUAGAUAUCAUGAUAGCACAAGAUGCUGAGUAUGCGAAAUCGUUAGAUGCAGCACAAUCACGAGCUGCAAUCAAAUCAGAUGUUCCAAAUUUAAAGGAGAUCAUGGACAUGGAAAUGGCUCUUGCCAUGUAUAGCAACGAUUGUAUUGAACAACAAUCUAUGAAGAAGACACAUAAGGAUAUCGCUUCCCAUGUUAUGCGUCAAACUUUACAUGAAAUGUUCCCUGGUUAUGAUACUGAAAUGUUGUAUGAGAUUUACGAAGCACAUGAUCAAAACUUUGACGAAACUGUUAAAGUCAUCGAGGAAAAUUGCUCUAUUAAAUCGACUAUAACGAUGGCGGAUAUGGUGAAAAAACGAAAACAUCUCAUCGAUGAAUUACAAAAAGAGAGUAGCUAUCAAACCUCCAGACAUAAUCAAUUGGAAACUCUCGAAAGUCGAGACGAAGCUUCCGGUGGUGACUACAAUAAUUACGAAAAUCUUCAGACAUACGAAGAAAUCUUUGAAGUUGCCUCUUCUUCGCGAGCAGAGGCACGCAGGCAGCUUACUCUUAGAAAUCAAAAUUAUCAGAAAGCAUCAGAAGCUUAUCGUCGGAAAAACCCCGAAGUCGCUGCUUAUUAUUCAAAUGUGGCAAAGCUACACAUACGAAAUAUGGAGGCUGCAAAUUCAAUGGCGGCAUCAGCGUUCCUUGCCGCCCAAACUCGCAUACUUGAUGCCGAUGAUACGCUUGACUUGCAUUUCUUGCACGUGUCCGAGGCAAUUCAAGCCUUCAACAUCUUCCUUGAAUACCAGCUAAGCCAAUUGGCAACUGGGGCCCGAAAAUACAUUUAUAUAAUCACAGGCAGAGGCACGCGAAGCUUCAAUAGCCAAAGUAAAAUUAAACCCAUCAUUGUAAGAAAGCUAAACAGCAAAAACAUCAGAUUCUCAGAAGCCAACCCUGGAAUGUUAAAAGCACUUCUGAGAAAAAAAUAAUUAUCGUCGUCAUAACUUCUUAUUCGAAAAGUAUAAAUGAAGAAUAAAGAA
Ceratosolen solmsi marchali is the source of this 5144-nucleotide messenger RNA. RefSeq lists its product as uncharacterized. The record is from RefSeq and is a predicted model, not a curated record. Gene Ontology annotation, molecular function: endonuclease activity. The transcript has 18 exons. Bases 72 to 5093 code for a protein of 1673 amino acids. Lineage: Eukaryota; Metazoa; Arthropoda; Insecta; Hymenoptera; Agaonidae. Gene Ontology annotation, cellular component: nucleus.